Messenger RNA from Ipomoea nil (Japanese morning glory), 1203 nucleotides. RefSeq lists its product as uncharacterized. The record is from RefSeq and is a predicted model, not a curated record. Bases 1 to 1203 code for a protein of 400 amino acids. Lineage: Eukaryota; Viridiplantae; Streptophyta; Magnoliopsida; Solanales; Convolvulaceae. Gene Ontology annotation, cellular component: nucleus. Gene Ontology annotation, molecular function: DNA binding. The transcript has 9 exons. Gene Ontology annotation, biological process: DNA repair; DNA replication; DNA recombination.
AUGUUUCAACUAAAGAGUUUUUUGGCUUUGAAAGAUCCUGCUGAUGUGAAUGACAAGGAACUGAUUGAUGUGGUUGGAAGGGUCAUUGAGAUUUACAAUCCUGUGGACAAGAUUAUAGGGGGAAAGGCAACCAAACUAAUCGACUUUCAAAUUGAAGACAAUGCUGACAACACCCUGACGUGUACACUUUGGAAUGAACAUGUAUCUUCCCUUAUGCCUUAUUACAAUAGUGAUUCGAAAGAACCACUGAUUGUAGUCAUUCAAUGCUGUAGGGCUAAAGUUGUUAGUGGUGAGGUGAGAAUAACCAGUUCAUAUGAUGCUACGAAGCUUUGGUUCAAUGAGGAUUUUGAGGAAUUUGAAGAGUUUAAGUUAAAGUUGAAAGCUGAGAGUACUCCAAUGAGAAGUCUUAGUACUGGCACCCUACAUUCAAACUCUACAGGCAUUAGUGAGUUUAAGAAUGCUUCUGUUAUUGUAACUAACUGCCAUGAUCUUAAGAAGGUUAAAGAGGAUGGGGAAUACUAUGUGGCUGCUGAGAUUUUGGGGUUAGAUUUUGAGGAUGGUUGGUACUACUUAUCAUGCCUGAAACCUGGAUGUAAUAAGAAACUAAAAGAACAGGAAGGAUCACUGCUUUGUACUAAGUGUAAAAAGGCUUGUAUGAUGGGUAUAGUUAGAUAUAAAGUUGUUGUAAUUGCUCUUGACAAAUCUGGAGAUGCUCCAAUGUUGCUUUGGGAUAGAGAAGUGGCAGAACUUGUGGGUAUUCCUGCUUCGAUUUUGUAUGCAAAAUACAAGGAGGUUGAUGUUGAAGUGCCACCUGAGUUGGAUGCUAUAGUUGGAAUGAAGAUGCUGUUUAAGAUCAAUUUUAAACUGGCUCUAAAGAUGGGUCCCAAUUACCCAUUCAAUGUUGUGAGGGUUGUUAGGGAUGAACACUUGCUGAAAACCUAUAGUGACAGGUUUGUGGAGCAUCAAGACCAGGACUUAAUGUCUAGGAUGAUUGAGGAGGAAACUAACACCGAUGCAAUUUCUGAAGAAGACUCUAUUGGAGUUGAAGUGAAUAGUCCUGCCUCUGUCCAGCCCUCACAAAAGGAAGGAGAUGACAGUGCUUACAACUUUGGAGCUAUUAAAAGGUCACUUUUGGAUGAGUUUUCAUCAUCCAAAAGUAGGAAGAAGUUGAAGGACUCAGAGAUCAAAAAGGAAAAAAUGUGA